Molecule: messenger RNA, 1570 nt
Organism: Annulohypoxylon truncatum
Lineage: Eukaryota; Fungi; Ascomycota; Sordariomycetes; Xylariales; Hypoxylaceae
Product: Rtt106-domain-containing protein
Exons: 3
Coding region: 152-1477 (441 amino acids)
Molecular function (GO): histone binding; nucleosome binding
Source: RefSeq, a predicted model, not a curated record
AAUAUUUAGUUAACUUCCAAACAACAUCAUAGUAUUGGAAUCGUCACCCGAAAAGCGAACGAAGGUCUCUUGCUAUUUCUUCAACAACUUUACUCAAUCUCAUUGACGAUUUAUUUGGGGUUCUACCCCAUACCAAUUUCUCUUUGACGCCAUGGCCGAUGGUCUAGAUACUGAGAGAUUGGACUCCGUAUUCAAGUCGCGACCAGAUAUUUUAAAGGAUAUCCACAAGGCUGCCGAUUCUCCGUCGCGAAUCCAGCUAUUCAACAAGAUUGCAAGCUUUGUCUAUGAGCAGAUCGGCGACCAACAAUCCUCUUCGUCAUCCCUCAAGCGACGCCGAGUAGACAUCGAACCCUCACAAAAUGGAAACACCCAAGAUGUCGCGGCACCAACUGUAGAGGAUGUAGCUAGCGAGAAUAUAUUGCUGGAAAUAAAAGAUAUAUCCGUAUCUAUUCCACAGCGCAAGAAGUUUGAGCUAUGCUUCACCCCUAAACAUAUAUAUGCCCGAACCCCAGGCACAACGGCACCUUUACCUAAUAUAGUAUACGCGUGGAAAGAUAUUGAAUACGCUUUCUACCUUCCCGUGCCUGAGAAAACCCAGGUUCAGCACAACUACAUCUUGUUCCCUCGAAACUCCUUUUCCUUAUCCAAAUCAGGGACGCCAACUGAAGAACCGCUUGUAUUCACCGUGUCAGCAGGUGCACCAAAACCAGGUUCGAUUGGGGGACCGAAUGCAAGUGCUGCUUCUGCCGUCUCCGACUCCUAUACCACCCUCUUCAACUGGGCCUUGAAUAAGUGUCUUCAGGCAGCCGGAAACAACGUGCAGAUCGUAGCAGCCGAUCCUACGAAAUUUCACAGCAAAGUUCGUCAGCCACAUCGACCAAAGGAACCGGCCGUUCACGUGAAGGCUUUCAGGGGGUCGAAGGAAGGUUUUCUUUUCUUCCUAGAGACCGGAAUCCUGUGGGGCUUCAAGAAACCCCUGCUAUUCAUACCGCUGGAUAAGAUUGCCGCCGUGAGCUAUACGAGCGUGCUACAGCGCACAUUCAAUGUGGUGGUUGAGGUUUACACGGGUGAAGGCGGCGAUACCGAGACAACCGAGGAGAUUGAAUUCGCAAUGCUGGAUCAGGAGGACUACGGAGGCAUCAACGAAGACUACGUCAUGAAAUAUAAGCUUCAGGACCGAAGUAUGGCAGAUCAACGUAAGGCAAAGAGGGAAUUGGCAGAGAACGCGAAGGGGAAGAAAGAUGCCGACGAUGAAGGAGAGGAUGCGAAUGGUCAUGUUGGUGAAGACGGCAUGACAGAACUAGAAAGAGCCCAGAUGGAAGCCGAGCAGCAGUUGCAAGACGAAGAGGAUGAAGACGAGGAGGACUAUGAUCCUGGCUCGGAAGGUGAUAGCGAAGGCUCGGGAACUAGCGACGAUGAAGACAACGAUGAUGAUGACGACGCGGAGGACGACGAAAUGGGUGAGGAUGAUGAGUAAGAGGUCACUCCAGGACAGCGAUGGCAGUAUCACACGUAUCAACAGCGGGCAUGUAAUAGGACCUACUACAGCCAAGUAGGUAAACGUUAUUUC